Cuscuta europaea is the source of this 1229-nucleotide messenger RNA. NCBI's taxonomy places the organism in Eukaryota, Viridiplantae, Streptophyta, Magnoliopsida, Solanales, Convolvulaceae. The record is from the annotation of a GenBank genome assembly.
GUCUCUUAAAAUCUGAGUAAUACGGAGUAUUUGAUUCGAGGAAGCAGGAAAGAAAAUGGGAUUCCCGGCUAACCCGUUAUCUCUUAGCGUACCCGAACCCGAAUUCGAGAACUGGCUUCGAGACAGUGGCUAUCUUGAAGUUCUCGACCAACGAACCUCCGACCUCCACCGCCUGUCCUCCACCGCUUCCACCGCCACGACACCCUCUUCGUCUGAAACCGCUUCGACUACAACCCCUUGCCCAAUCGGCAGCGGAUUUUUUUUACCAUUCUUUUCAUUCGUCAGAACUCUGCUCUCUCUACUCACACUCAAUCCCUUCUCCAAGCUCACCUCCGACGACUUUUCCGGAGAGACCCCUUGCUGGACGAUUAAUUUCUUCGGGUCGUGUGAGUCCUAUUCGUUUCCCUCGUCGCCAGCCCAGGCUCGCCUCAGGGUCCACGAGAAUGUCAAGCGUUAUGCCCGCAAUUAUGCUUCACUCUUCGUUGUAUUCUUCGCUUGCUCUCUGUACCAAAUGCCUCUUGCCCUUGUUGGUUUGCUAUCGUGCAUAGCCCUCUGGGAUUUGUUUAAGUACUUUGGUGAUAAGCAUGGAUUAGAACAGCACCCAAUAAUUAAGCCGAUCUUGAUUGGGAUUGCCCAAUGUAUAUUUCUCAAAGCAACCCCAAAUCACAACACUGAUGGAGUUACGCUGUUGCAGCAAGUGUGGUUAUUUUACUCUUCGCCAAUGUCCAAAUUGCUCUCUUGUGUGCUCUUGGUGUUGGUUAUGCAGUCUUGAUUUUGCACGCUUCCUUCAGGAAGCUGACCCCUUCAAAGCGGCCAACUCAAAGGGAUGGAACUAAAAGAUCAUUUUAAAUUGAUUUCUGAUCAGCAAUUGUAGCAAUGCUAGUAGAAGAAAAGGAUCAUCUGUAGUAGGAUCUUGAAGCUUACCAUCAAUUCCAGGACGGUAAAGCAAAUUUGUUGUACUACUAACAAUCUGGCGUAAUAAAUAACUGUUACUAAGUAAUUUCUAUUUUGGGGAAUUGUGAUUUCCAGUGAACGAACCAUUCCUCUUUUAUGCAAAAAUUUAGUUCUACUGCGUAUUGAAAUUCAAAAGUAGAAGCUAUCUUUGUUGAAGUCACCCUUAUUGCAGCUUCUUGGACGAUGAAUGAAUAUCAUCACAUUUCAAUCAUUAUCUUAAAGUUGCAUGAAUCAUACUUGAUCUAAACAUGUAUGAAAUGUAAGAACACAUAUCA